Messenger RNA from Nelumbo nucifera (sacred lotus), 1937 nucleotides. RefSeq names its product DEAD-box ATP-dependent RNA helicase 15. Gene Ontology annotation, molecular function: RNA helicase activity; nucleic acid binding; ATP binding. Lineage: Eukaryota; Viridiplantae; Streptophyta; Magnoliopsida; Proteales; Nelumbonaceae. The record is from RefSeq and is a predicted model, not a curated record.
AACCCUAACCUUCUCUUCAAUCUCUCUCCCUCGUUCGCUCUCACGUAGGGAUAGUGAGGGGUCUUCUUCUUUCUGUUAUUGUUUUUCAUUUUUUCCACUCUUCUUUUUUUCUAUUUUUUCUCCUGCAGACGCUUGAAACUCUCUAACCUAAGUUAAUCUCUUUCGGAUUCGAAGAAAUGGGAGAGGUAAGGGAGAACGAUGCUUACGAGGAAGAGCUUCUCGAUUACGAAGAAGAGGAAGAGAAGGCCCCUGAUUCCGUCGCGGCGAAGGGUACCGGCGAAGCAGCAAAGAAGGGCUAUGUUGGAAUUCACAGUUCAGGGUUCAGAGAUUUCCUUUUGAAGCCAGAGCUUCUUCGAGCUAUUGUGGAUUCAGGGUUUGAGCAUCCUUCAGAAGUGCAACAUGAGUGCAUCCCUCAGGCCAUUUUGGGAAUGGAUGUCAUCUGCCAGGCCAAGUCUGGGAUGGGAAAAACUGCUGUUUUUGUUCUAUCUACUCUGCAGCAGAUCGAGCCUGUUGCUGGCCAAGUUGCUGCACUUGUUUUAUGCCACACAAGAGAAUUAGCAUACCAGAUCUGUCAUGAAUUUGAGCGAUUCAGUACCUACUUGCCUGAUAUUAAGGUUGCUGUUUUUUAUGGUGGUGUAAAUAUCAAAACUCACAAGGAUUUACUUAAAAAUGAGUGUCCUCACAUUGUUGUUGGAACACCGGGGAGGAUAUUGGCACUAGCAAGAGAUAAGGACCUUGCAUUAAAGAAUGUGAGGCAUUUUAUCCUUGAUGAGUGUGACAAGAUGCUUGAGUCAUUAGACAUGCGGAGAGAUGUACAGGAGAUUUUCAAGAUGACUCCUCAUGAUAAGCAAGUUAUGAUGUUUUCUGCAACACUCAGCAAAGAGAUCCGACCUGUUUGCAAGAGAUUCAUGCAAGAUCCAAUGGAAAUAUAUGUUGAUGAUGAGGCCAAGUUGACCCUUCAUGGUCUUGUACAGCACUACAUCAAAUUGAGUGAUCUGGAGAAAAACCGGAAGUUGAAUGACCUCCUUGAUGCGUUGGACUUCAAUCAAGUUGUUAUCUUUGUUAAAAGUGUGAGCAGAGCAGCCGAGCUGAACAAAUUACUUGUGGAAUGCAAUUUUCCAUCAAUCUGCAUCCAUUCUGGAAUGUCACAGGAAGAAAGACUGACACGCUACAAAGGAUUCAAGGAAGGGCACAAAAGGAUUCUUGUUGCAACGGAUCUGGUUGGCAGGGGGAUAGACAUUGAACGAGUUAACAUUGUUAUCAAUUAUGACAUGCCAGAUUCUGCUGAUACUUACUUACAUAGGGUUGGUAGAGCUGGUCGUUUUGGCACCAAGGGUCUUGCAAUUACAUUUGUUUCAUCUGCUUCUGACUCUGAUGUUCUCAAUCAGGUUCAGGAGCGGUUUGAGGUAGAUAUUAAAGAGCUCCCUGAACAGAUUGAUACUUCUACAUACAUGCCAUCUUGAUGUUCAUUGAACCAGCAUAAAAGCUUCAGUGUAUAUUCAUCAGAGGGAAGAGAGCAGGAUUGCAUUGCUUUAGUACAGUAGUAUUUGGUGCACAAAUAUUUAAGGAUGUUGUUAUUGAUCUUAGUGCUCCGGUGUAGGUUAACUUCAUUUGUUAGAACUUGGAAGGAUGCAGGGAGAAAGGGCCAUUUAUCUGUUUUGCCUAAUUAAUAUGGUGGCUUAGAACUUGAGAAGUUGAGAACUUGAGAUCGAGGAAGGCUGUAUGACAUGCCAUAAAGAGUUAGUUGAACAGUUCAUCUUUAAUGUACAACUAGACUAGAGAUGCAGCUUUGCUAGCUUUGAAUUAUUGCCACAUCUUUUCACCCAACUCGACUGGACUAUGUAUUGCUGUGUGACAUCAAGUAAGCGACUAGAGUACAAUUUUACAAGCACAUCUUCAUAAACAGAUUGAUUGUUUAAGAUUAAAAUUUGGCACCA